AUGCCCAGAACUUUUGUCCAGACCAUGGAGUCUCCUAAUGACACUAACCUGGACCCUUCUGUUUUCUUCCUCUUGGGCGUCCCAGGUCUGGAACAGUUCCACCUCUGGCUCUCACUCCCUGUGUGCUGCCUGAGCACAGCCACAGUUGUGGGCAACAUCACCAUCUUGGUUGUUGUUGCCACCGAGCCAGCCCUGCACAAGCCUGUGUACCUGUUCCUGUGCAUGCUCUCAACCAUUGACUUGGCUGCCUCCUUCUCCACAGUUCCCAAACUACUGGCCAUCCUCUGGUGUGCAGCUGGACACAUCUCAGCCUCUGCUUGCCUUGCACAGAUGUUCUUCAUUCAUGCUUUCUGCAUGAUGGAGUCCACUGUGCUGCUGGCCAUGGCCUUUGAUCGCUAUGUGGCCAUUUGUCACCCACUCCGCUAUGCCACUAUUCUCACUGACACCAUCAUUGCCCGCAUUGGAGUGGUAGCUAUGGUGCGGGGCUCCAUGCUCAUGCUCCCAUGUCCCUUCCUCAUUGGGCGUUUGAGCUUCUGCCAAAGCCAUGUCAUUCCACAUACAUACUGUGAACACAUGGCUGUUGUGAAGCUAGCAUGUGGAGACACCAGGCCUAACCGUGUGUAUGGGCUGACAGCAGCACUUUUGGUCAUUGGAGUUGACUUGUUCUGCAUUGGUCUCUCCUAUGUCUUUAUUGCAAGAUCUGUCCUUCGUCUCUCAUCCCAUGAAGCUCGGUCCAAGGCCCUGGGGACUUGUGGUUCCCAUGUCUGUGUCAUCCUAAUCUCUUAUACACCAGCCCUCUUCUCCUUCUUUACCCAUCGCUUUGGCCACCACGUUCCACUCCAUAUUCACAUUCUUUUGGCCAAUGUCUAUCUACUCUUCCCACCUGCUCUUAACCCUAUAGUAUAUGGAGUUAAGACCAAAGAAAUCCGGGAAAAGGUUGUCAGAGUGUUUCAAAGGGGUCAGGGAAUUGGGGUCAAGGUACCUGAGUGAUCCAGUAGUAUAGAAGGGACUUCAUCCAGAAGAAAAGAUUUUCAAGAAACAGCCUUCAAUAUUUGAGACUGGUAAGAGGUUUUAAUAUGGCACUGAUAUCCU
Molecule: messenger RNA, 1092 nt
Organism: Felis catus (domestic cat)
Lineage: Eukaryota; Metazoa; Chordata; Mammalia; Carnivora; Felidae
Product: putative olfactory receptor 52P1
Exons: 1
Coding region: 1-990 (329 amino acids)
Biological process (GO): G protein-coupled receptor signaling pathway
Cellular component (GO): membrane
Molecular function (GO): olfactory receptor activity; G protein-coupled receptor activity
Source: RefSeq, a predicted model, not a curated record